Molecule: messenger RNA, 937 nt
Organism: Diospyros lotus (date-plum)
Lineage: Eukaryota; Viridiplantae; Streptophyta; Magnoliopsida; Ericales; Ebenaceae
Product: ubiquitin domain-containing protein 7SL RNA1-like
Exons: 1
Coding region: 1-807 (268 amino acids)
Biological process (GO): proteasome-mediated ubiquitin-dependent protein catabolic process
Cellular component (GO): nucleoplasm; cytosol
Molecular function (GO): ubiquitin binding; proteasome binding; polyubiquitin modification-dependent protein binding
Source: RefSeq, a predicted model, not a curated record
AUGGAUGUGUUCUUUGAGCCUACGAGGGGUAGGCCAUUUGGCAUGGAAUUAGGCUACUUCGACACAGUUGCGGAGAUCAAAGAGAAGAUCCAGAAAGAUCAAGGUAUACCUGUAUCCAAACAGAUUCUGAUUUUCAAUGGCCAGGUUCUUCGCGAUGAUCUCAACGUCCAUUUCUCCGAGAUACUGGAUCGUUCCAGAAUUCAGCUCGUCGUCUCUACGGAUUCUGAACAACUUCGCACCAAAAGUGAAGAGACGUCGGCGGCGGCGGCGAGGAAAGUGCAGCUCCGGCUGAAGUUGCCGACGUCGAAGCUCGGCGUAACACUUGAACCGGAUGCGAGCGAUACGAUUAGGCGCCUCAAGGAGAGAAUCCACGAGAUGGACGGGGUUCCAAUUAACAGACUCGUGCUCCGUGAGGACGGAAACGAAUUGCACGACCACCGAAGUUUGCAGGAUUACGAUCUCUCGGAUCGGUCCGAGAUCGAAAUCGGCGUUAGGCCGUCGCCGACGACUUCAUCGUCGACGGGAUCUGGAAACGCGGCGAGCUCGAAGAAGUUGAGAGUGAUGGUGUUGACGAAGUGCGGGACCAGGAAGAUUGCGGUGGAGGUGAAUGCAUCGGAUAACGUGGGAGAGUUGAGGAAGGAGCUGCAGAAACUGAGUCAACGUCUCAAUUUUCAUCUCCCUUCGGACGGAUAUUUUUUCAUCUACAAGCAGAAUGUGAUGGAUGAAGAUCGGUCGUUCCGAUGGCACCAUGUAGGCCAAGGUGAUACCCUUGAGAUCUUCAGUGGUAGUGUCACUGGCGGAUCCUGAAUCUCAUCUUCUCUCUGUUUUUUAAGUUUUGUGAUGACGAGAUUAGCUAGGGACCUAGGGUUAUAUGAAUAUGAAAUAAGCGAGUACAUGAUCGUGACAUGAAGAUUCUUGAACAUAGAGUCAUCUUUGA